GGUGGGGAGCCUUCAAAUUUCUUCAGCUAAGAAGACAGAGGUCAGCAUGCUUAGCCUUCCUCUGCUGCUGCUGCUGCUCUGGGGCACGGGGUCUCAGGGCUUCCCAGCUGCGACUUCAGAAAUACAAGAGCAGGAUAUGGAGAUGGUCAAGAAAUACCUGGAAAACUACUACAACCUGAACAGUGAUGAGAAACAAAUGAAAAAGAUGAGAAAGAGUAUUCCAGUGGUUGAAAAACUGAAGCAAAUGCAGAAAUUCUUUGGGUUGAAAGUUACUGGGAAGCCAAAUGCUGAAACGCUGAAUGUGAUGAAACAGGCCAGAUGUGGGGUGCCUGACAUAGCCAAGUUUGUCCUCACUGAGGGGAACCCUCGCUGGGAACACACAAACCUGACCUACAGGAUUGAAAAUUACACACCAGAUUUGCCGAGAGCAGUUGUGGACCAUACCAUUGAGAAAGCCUUUCAACUCUGGAGUAAUGUCUCACCCCUGACCUUCACCAAGGUUUUUAAGGGUCAAGCAGACAUAAUGAUAUCCUUUGUCUGGAGAGAUCAUGGUGACAAUUCUCCCUUUGAUGGACCUGGAGGAAACCUGGCUCAUGCUUUUCAACCAGGCCAAGGUAUUGGAGGGGAUGUUCAUUUUGAUGAAGAAGAAAGGUGGACCAACGAUUUCACAGAUUACAACUUGUAUCAUGUUGCUGCUCAUGAAUUGGGCCAUUCCUUUGGACUCUCUCAUUCUACUGAUAUUGGGGCUCUGAUGUACCCCACCUAUAUCUUCAGUGGUGAUGUUCAGCUCUCUCAGGAUGACAUCGAUGGUAUCCAGGCCAUAUACGGACCUUCCAAAAAUCCCAUCCAGCCAAUAGGCCCACAAACCCCACGAGCAUGUGACAGUCAGCUAACCUUUGAUGCUAUAACUACGCUUCGGGGAGAAGUGAUGUUCUUCAAAGACAAGUUCUACAUGCGCGUAAGUUCUUUUUACCCUGAAACUGAGGUCAAUUUCAUUGCUGUUUUCUGGCCAACUCUGGCAAACGGACUUGAAGCUGCUUAUGAGUUUGCUGAUAGAGAUGAAAUCCGGUUAUUCAAAGGUCAUAAGUACUGGGCUGUUCGGGGGUAUGAUGUGCUGCCUGGGUACCCCAGGGACAUCUACAGAUCCUUUGGCUUCCCCAGAAGUGUGAAAAGUAUCGAUGCUGCUGUUUUUGAGGAAGAUACUGGAAAAACAUACUUCUUUGUUGCUAACAAAUACUGGAGGUAUGAUGAAUACAAACGAUCCAUGGAUGCAGGUUACCCCAAACUGAUAGCAGAUGGCUUUCCUGGAAUUGGCAACAAAGUUGAUGCUGUUUUCCAAAAAGACGGAUUUUUCCAUUUCUUCCAUAAAACAAGGCAAUACAAAUUUGAUCCCAAAACGAAGAGAAUUCUGACUCUCCAGAAAGCUAAUAGCUGGUUCAACUGCAGAUGAAAUUGACUGCCGUUUCAAAGUUAAAUAGAAAAAUAUAUUUUGAGAGCCCAAGGAAGGUAUUUUCCUGAAGAGCAAAUAAAAUACAGGGCUGUUAAGUAUAAUCUCAUUUUAUACCUCAUUCUGCAUAUUUUUUUUAUGGUUUAGAAUGCAAUGUUUUUUGCACUGUUAUAAUUUAGUUCCACAAAUAAGAACUAAGGAUGGUCAAGUUCAUGGCUUACUGAUUCGUAUGAGGCAGUUUUGCAAAAAGAGAAGCUCUUGCCAAAGUAUCAGACUCUGAGAUUGAUGCUGGAGAGCAGCCCCCGUGAUGAAUGUCUCUCAGGAGAGAAAGAGACAGGAAAUAGGAUCCUUCACCAAAGGAAAAACAGUUCAAGAACCUAUGAGAGGCCACUAACUAGUAUUAUCUCAGUAUGCAAGG
Messenger RNA from Rhinolophus ferrumequinum (greater horseshoe bat), 1865 nucleotides. RefSeq names its product matrix metallopeptidase 1 (gene MMP1). Gene Ontology annotation, cellular component: extracellular matrix. The coding region runs from base 47 to 1450 and encodes 467 amino acids. The record is from RefSeq and is a predicted model, not a curated record. Gene Ontology annotation, molecular function: metalloendopeptidase activity; zinc ion binding. Lineage: Eukaryota; Metazoa; Chordata; Mammalia; Chiroptera; Rhinolophidae. The transcript has 10 exons. Gene Ontology annotation, biological process: extracellular matrix organization; collagen catabolic process; proteolysis.